AUGCUAGCUGCACACUGGUUGGUGCUGGCCCCGUUAUACGCAAAGCUCAUUAGACUGCUGCCCAAAUCAUGGUGGGAUGACUGGCUGGAUCUCAUGCAUCCCGAUGCCGGCUACAGGUUAGAUAUGAGCCGUUAUACUCGGCAUGGCGACACGUUUGCUCUCGUUUCUCCUGGUGCCAUCAUGAUUCAAACUGCCAGUGCCGAUGUGAUUCGACAAAUUAUCAAACAGCGAGAGAAGUUUCCCAAGCCGUGCCAUAUAUAUGGCAUGUUGAGGCUGUUUGGCGAAAAUGUUGUCACGACGGAGGGAGCCAUAUGGAAGGCGCAUCGCAAAAUUACCUCAGCAAGCUUCAAUGAGAAGAACUCACCUCUCGUGUUCCGCGAAAUUAUUGAACAGACGAACGGCAUGAUAAGCACCUGGGUGGACAACUUGGGGAACAGGAGCGAGCCUCUAACAUCAAUCUCAGCUGACAUCAAACGUCUCACGGUCAAUGUUAUUACUUAUGUUGGCUUUGGACUGCGGCUUCUCUGGCCAGGUCAGGUCUUGCCGCCAGGGCUAGAUGCUACAUCUGCAAAAUAUGCUUCACUGGAUGCACCGCCUGGAUUUUCGAUGUCUUUCGUGGAUACCCUCAUCCAGUUAAUGAACGACAUUUUGAUCGUCAUGCUGCUUCCACAGUGGCUGUUGAGACUGUCCCCGUGGAAAGGUCCUCGCCUGGCUGCCUCAGCUUACCAGGAUUAUGUCAAGUACUCAAACAUGAUGAUGGAUGAGAAGAUCGAAGGUGUGGAAAGAGGGAAGCCGGUAGAGGAGGGGAUGGAUUUCAUGGGCGCAUUGAUACGUGGAUCAUACGGUUUGGAUAGGAAGACGUCGACUUCUGCCGAAAAGCCUGACAAAGCCCAUGUCCUGAACCGACAGGAGAUUCUUGGAAACGCAUUCGCCAUGUUUGUUGCGGGCCACGAGACGUCAGCAAACACGAUUCACUUCACCCUUAUUAACCUAGCCACAAAUCCAGCGGCCCAACGCCUCGUCCAGAAGGAUAUCGACGAACUAGUUGGGGAUUCGGACCCGUCGACUUGGGAUUACGAGCGAUUGAUUGGGCCCAUGGCAACCAGCGCGGUUGCGGCGAGUAUGAACGAGACUCUUCGCCUCAUUCCACCUGUACCUGCCAUCCCCAAGCAGAUAUCUCGGGAUCAAGACCAGGUGAUCAAUGUCGACGGGCAAGAAUGUCUGCUCCCGCGGGGUAGUUUGAUUAUGCUUCAAGUUUUGAAGGCACACGAAGACCCUAGACACUGGCCAUACGAAGAGAGCAAGUUGACCCCCGGAAAGGAUGAUCUUCGAGACUACAAGCCAGAGCGGUGGUUUGAGACCACGCCAGGUCUUCGUCGUCAAGGGCAGUUAGACGAGACGUUUGUCAGGCCGGUGCGGUCAGAGUCGCCGGAUUCCAAUGAAGAUGAGAGCGACGAAGGCAUAGAGCGCAAACUCGAUUGCAACGCGCGCUUCUUUCGGCCCCGUCGUGGCGCGUAUUUACCGUUCAGCGAUGGGGCAAGAUCUUGCCUUGGACGACGCGUUGCACAGGUUGAAAUCAUGACUUUCCUGGCUGUCCUUCUCCAACGGUACAGCAUUGAAUUAGCGCCGGACCAGUGGGCAGGCGAGGACGAAGUCCAGAGAAUGGGUAGAGAGGCAAGAGCAGAUGUAUACCGGAAAGCGCAGACUCUCACCCGGCAGACGCUGGCUGAGGCAGAGUCGGUGAUAACAUUAGGGCUGCAGGGCAAAUCGGUCCCGAUGAGGUUGGUUAAAAGAGGUGAAGAGAAAUUCACCAGUUGGAUGUCCGACGCGUGA
Pochonia chlamydosporia 170 is the source of this 1833-nucleotide messenger RNA. RefSeq names its product cytochrome p450 3a21. The coding region runs from base 1 to 1833 and encodes 610 amino acids. Lineage: Eukaryota; Fungi; Ascomycota; Sordariomycetes; Hypocreales; Clavicipitaceae. The transcript has 2 exons. Gene Ontology annotation, molecular function: heme binding; iron ion binding; monooxygenase activity. The record is from RefSeq and is a predicted model, not a curated record.